Molecule: messenger RNA, 1837 nt
Organism: Agelaius phoeniceus (red-winged blackbird)
Lineage: Eukaryota; Metazoa; Chordata; Aves; Passeriformes; Icteridae
Gene: TADA1
Product: transcriptional adaptor 1
Biological process (GO): regulation of transcription by RNA polymerase II
Cellular component (GO): SAGA complex
Molecular function (GO): transcription coactivator activity
Source: RefSeq, a predicted model, not a curated record
GCACGUGACGGGCCGAGGCGGCGAUGGCGACCUACGUGAGCGAGCUGGAGGCGGCCAAGAAGAGCCUGAGUGAGGCUCUGGGCGAGAAUGUGAAGCAGUACUGGGCCAACCUGAAGCUCUGGUUCAAGCAGAAGAUCAGCAAGGAGGAGUUUGACCUGGAAGCGCGCAGGCUUCUCACGCAAGACAAUGUCCAUUCUCACAAUGAUUUCCUCCUGGCUAUUCUCACCCGAUGCCAGAUCUUGGUUUCUGCCCCAGAAGGUGCUGGAUCUCUGCCAUGGCCAGGUGGCUCUGCAACUAAACCUGGAAAACCCAAAGGAAAGAAAAAGAUUUCUUCAGUUCGCCAAAAGUUUGAUCACCGGUUCCAGCCUCAGAACCCACUGUCAGGAGCCCAGCAGUUUGUGGCAAAGGAUCCUCAGGAGGAUGAUGAUUUGAAGCUGUGCUCUCACACCAUGAUGCUCCCCACACGUGGCCAGCUGGAAGGAAGGAUGAUUGUCACUGCCUAUGAGCACGGGCUGGACAAUGUCACCGAGGAGGCAGUGACAGCUGUUGUGUAUGCUGUGGAGAACCACCUUAAGGACAUUCUGACCUCUGUGAUAUCCAGGAGGAAAGCCUAUCGUCUGAGGGAUGGCCAUUUCAAGUAUGCCUUUGGAAGCAAUGUCAACCCUCAGCCAUAUCUGAAGAACAGUGUUGUUGCUUAUAACAACUUAAUUGAGUGCCCCCCGAGCAGCACCACGCCCUCAGCAGGUCAGAGCCUGGCCCCCCCACCCGCUCCUGAUGAUGCUGAGCAGCAGGCAGCCCUGCUCCUGGCCUGCUCUGGGGACACCCUGCCAGCAUCCCUGCCUCCAGUCAACAUGUACGACCUCUUUGAGGCACUGCAGGUGCACAAAGAAGUGAUCCCUGCACACACAGUCUAUGCUCUAAACAUUGAGAGGAUUGUCAUGAAGCUCUGGCACCCCAACCACGAGGAGCUGCAGCAGGACAAGAUCCACCGGCAGCGCCUGGCCGUGAAGGAGGGGCUCCUGCUCUGCUAGAGCUGGGCAGCCCUGCCAGCCCUCAGGUGGCUCCAGCCUGCUCCUGGGACUUGGCAUUCAGGUGCUCCUUACAAACCUGUGUCAGCAUCUCCAGGAUGAUGUGAUUUAUGAGUCAGCUUUUCCUAUGGAAAUGGGACUGAGUUGUGGGACACUUCUCUGCUUCCCCAGAGUCAUGUGCCGUGGAGGACUUGCAGCAAUGCCACUCAAUUGGGAAAGAGAAAUGAGACAUAUUUGCAAGGACUGUUUUUAGGAAAAAUAAAUGUGAGAGUGGAAAGAGUUGGUUUUAAAUAAGGUGUGCUCUUGUUUUCUUUUGUGAGCAUGGAGAAUCUGCCUCCUUGCCCUCACCUCUCAGAUAGUUUCCCUCCUGAGCUCAGAAUCCAGAGGUCUUGUCCAGCUUCUGUUGCAGUUAGUGGGAUCCUUUUCAUCAACUGGUUAUGAGGUGGGCUCUUGUGCAGAUGAGCAAUUCUGUAAGCUGAUGUUGUUCCUCUCCUACCAAGGGAACUUCUGCUUCGAAACUGUGACAAAACAAAACUAUGACAAAAGGGAAUUGUCUUGGUGUUGAAGACUCCUUGGAUUUGCAGCAUGAACAAAUCUCUCCUUUUGCUUCCUUGUAAAAAUAUGCAGGCUUGUAUUACUUCAUUAUGACAUUAUGCAGCCACACCUCCUCACAUGGGAGAUGUGCAGAUCACUGUGUAAAAGGAGAAAUCCCACCUUGUGGGUUUUAGGUGCUCUGCUGUAUUCCUGAGUCAGCUCUGGGAACUAGCUUAUUAUGACAAGAGAAUUCCAUUAAAGUGUCCUAAUUACUA